AUGUUGGAAACCAUAGAUAAAAAUCGGGCCCUGCAGGCAGCAGAGCGCUUGCAAGCCAAGCUACGAGAACGUGGGGAUGUAGCAAAUGAAGACAAACUCAGCCUUCUAAAGUCAGUCCUGCAGAGCCCACUCUUCAGUCAGAUUCUGAACCUUCAGACUUCUGUACAGCAGCUGAGAGACCAGGUUAGCAUUGCAACUUCAACAACUUCAAGUGUUGAAUAUGCCCACAUUCCUCACCUCAGUUCUGCUACAAUUCCUACUGUACAAAAUGAAUCACUUUUAUUAACUUCAAAUAAUGGGAAUCUGGAAGCCUUCACUGGACCUGGUACUCCACAUAUCAAUGGGAAGUCUGCAUGUGAUGAAUUUGAUCAGUUGAUCAAAAACAUGGCCCAGGGUCGCCACGUGGAAGUUUUUGAGCUCCUCAAACCUCCAUGUGGAGGCCUUGGGUUUAGUGUUGUGGGACUCAGGAGUGAAAACCGGGGUGAGCUGGGUAUAUUUGUGCAAGAGAUACAAGAGGGCAGUGUGGCUCACAGAGAUGGAAGACUGAAGGAAACUGAUCAGAUCCUUGCUAUCAAUGGACAGGCACUUGAUCAGACCAUCACACAUCAGCAGGCCAUCAGCAUCCUGCAGAAGGCCAAAGAUGCUGUCCAGCUAGUUAUAGCCAGAGGCUCCUUACCUCAGCUUGUCAGCCCCAGAGUUUCCCGUUCUCCAUCUGCAGCCAGUACAAUUUCAGCUCACUCAAAUCCCGUUCAUUGGCAGCAUGUAGAAACAAUUGAACUGGUGAAUGAUGGGUCUGGUUUGGGAUUUGGCAUCAUCGGAGGAAAAGCAACGGGUGUGAUAGUCAAAACCAUUCUGCCUGGAGGAGUAGCUGAUCAGCAUGGGCGAUUAUGCAGUGGAGACCACAUUCUAAAGAUUGGUGAUACAGAUUUGGCAGGAAUGAGCAGUGAGCAAGUAGCACAAGUCCUUAGGCAGUGUGGAAAUAGAGUUAAGUUGAUGAUUGCAAGAGGUGCCAUAGAAGAAACUACAGCACCCACCUCUUUGGGCAUCACCUUCUCCUCUUCCCCAACAUCUGCGCCAGAGAUGCGGGUUGAUGCUUCUACUCAGAAAAAUGAAGAAAGUGAGACAUUUGAUGUGGAACUCACUAAAAAUGUCCAAGGAUUAGGAAUUACCAUUGCUGGUUAUAUUGGAGAUAAAAAAUUAGAACCUUCGGGAAUCUUUGUAAAAAGCAUCACAAAAAGCAGUGCUGUUGAACAUGAUGGAAGAAUUCAAAUUGGAGACCAAAUUAUAGCAGUAGAUGGCACCAACCUCCAGGGUUUCACCAAUCAACAAGCAGUAGAGGUGUUGCGACACACAGGUCAGACUGUGCGCCUGACUCUAAUGAGGAGAGGAACCAAGCAGGAAGGGGAGCUCAUAUCAAGGGAGGAAAUCAUGAAAGAUUCUGACAUGUCUCUCUUUAAUGCCAAAAAUUAUGAAAAAGAUGAAGAUUCUUUAUCUUUGAGGAGAAACACCAGCAUAUUACCAAUUGAAGAAGAAGGGUAUCAGUUGAUAUCAGCUGAGGCACAGGAAACAAAAGAUACGCAACAAGAAGCUACCCUGCUGACAAAGUGGCAGAGGAUUAUGGGAAUUAACUAUGAAAUAGUGGUGGCCCACGUGAGCAAGUUUAGUGAGAAUAGUGGGUUGGGAAUAAGCCUGGAAGCAACAGUGGGACAUCAUUUUAUCCGAUCAGUUCUACCAGAAGGUCCUGUUGGACACAGUGGGAAACUCUUCAGUGGUGAUGAGCUAUUGGAAGUGAAUGGUAUAACUUUGCUUGGGGAGAAUCACCAAGAUGUGGUCAAUAUUUUAAAAGAAUUGCCUAUAGAAGUGACAAUGGUGUGCUGUCGUCGUACUGUGCCACCCACCUCCCAGUCAGAAUUGGAUAGCCUGGACCUAAGUGAUAUUGAACUAACAGAAAAGCCCCAUGUAGAUCUAGGGGAGCUCAUUGGGUCAUCGGAGACAGAGGAGCCAGUGGUGGCCAUGACUGAUGUGGGUCCUACUCCAGAGGAGGUUCAAGUACCUUUGGCCAUGUGGGAGGCUGGCAUUCAGCACAUAGAGCUGGAGAAAGGGAGCAGAGGCCUUGGUUUUAGCAUUUUAGAUUAUCAGGAUCCAGUUGAUCCAGCAAGCACUGUGAUUGUAAUUCGUUCCUUAGUCCCUGGUGGCAUUGCUGAAAAGGAUGGACGACUUCUUCCUGGAGAUCGCCUCAUGUUUGUCAAUGACAUUAACUUGGAAAACAGCAGUCUUGAAGAAGCUGUGGAAGCACUGAAGGGGGCACCCUCAGGAACUGUCAGAAUAGGAGUGACCAAGCCUUUACCUCUUUCACCUGAAGAAGGUUAUGUUUCUGCUAAGGAGGAUUCCUUUCUGUACCCGCCACAUUCCUGCGAGGAGCAAGGGCUGGCUGACAAAGCCCUCUUCAGGGCUGACUUGGCUCUGGUGGACACACAUGGUGCUGAAUUGGUAGAUGAAUCCACAUUUCAGUCUCAGUACUCUCCUGAUAAUGACAGUGUCUACUCUACCCAAGCCUCUGUUUUAUCUCUUCAUGGCAGUGCUUGCAGUGAUGGUCUGAACUAUGGCUCCUCUCUGCCAUCAUCUCCUCCCAAGGAUAUAACUGAAAAUUCUUCUGAUCCAGUAAUUGAUCUGCAUAUGUCUUUGGAAGAACUAUAUGCCCAGAAUCUCCUCCAAAGACAGGAUGAGAAUUCAUCUUCAGUAGACUUGAGCUUGGGGCCUCCUUCUGGUUUUAACACAAGUGAUUAUACACCUGCAAAUUCUACUGAACAACAAUAUGAAUGUGAAAACACAAUAUCUUGGACUGAAUCUCAUUUACCAAGUGAAGUUGUAUCAAGAACAGAACUUACUUCUCCUGUGCUGUCUGAUUCAACUGGAAAGUACUUAAUUGAACAGAGCUCCCUGGCCUCCAAUGUGGAAUGUAUCAUGCUACAAAAUUCAUCCAAAGAAUCUUUUGAAAGGACUAUUACUAUAGCAAAAGGCAAUUCUAGUCUUGGGAUGACAGUAAGUGCUAAUAAAGAUGGCUUGGGGAUGAUUGUACGAAGCAUUAUUCACGGAGGUGCCAUUAGUCGAGAUGGCCGGAUUGCCGUUGGGGACUGCAUUUUAUCCAUUAAUGAAGAAUCUACCAUCAGUUUAACCAAUGCCCAGGCACGAGCCAUGUUGAGAAGACAUUCUCUCAUUGGGCCUGACAUAAAAUUUUCUGCAGCACCUGCUGACGAUCGAGCCCCCUUUUAUGUAAUUACUUAUGUGCCUGCAGAACAUUUGGAGGAGUUCAGAAUAAGUUUGGGACAACAAUCUGGAGGAAUAAUGGCACUGGAUAUUUUUUCUUCAUACACUGGCAGAGACAUUCCAGAACUACCAGAGCGAGAAGAAGGAGAGGGAGAGGAGAGUGAACUUCAGAAUGCAGCAUAUAGCAAUUGGAAUCAGCCCAGGCGGGUUGAACUUUGGAGAGAACCAAGCAAAUCCUUGGGUAUCAGCAUUGUUGGUGGACGGGGAAUGGGAAGUCGCCUCAGCAAUGGUGAAGUGAUGAGGGGCAUCUUCAUCAAGCAUGUUCUUGAAGAUAGUCCAGCUGGCAAAAAUGGAACCUUGAAAUCUGGAGACAGAAUAGUGGAGGUGGAUGGAAUGGACCUCAGAGAUGCAAGCCAUGAACAAGCUGUGGAAGCCAUUCGGAAAGCAGGCAACCCCGUAGUCUUUAUGGUACAGAGCAUUAUAAACAGACCAAGGAAAUCCCUUUUGCCUUCCUUGCCGCACAACCUUUACCCUAAGUACAACUUCAGCAGCACUAACCCAUUUGCUGACUCUCUCCAGUUCAACGCUGACAAGGCACCCAGUCAGUCAGAGUCAGAGCCAGAGAAGGCUCCAUUGUGUGAGGCUCCUCCACCCUCUCCUUCAGCAUUUGCAGAAAUGGGCAGUGAUUAUGCACAGUCAUCUGAAACCAAAAUCUCAGAAGAUGUGGACAAAGAGGAUGAGUUUGGUUACAGCUGGAAAAAUAUUAGAGAGCGUUAUGGAACCCUAACAGGAGAGCUGCAUAUGAUUCAGCUGGAGAAAGGUCGUAGUGGUUUGGGUCUAAGUCUUGCUGGGAACAAAGACCGAACCAGAAUGAGUGUCUUUAUAGUGGGAAUUGAUCCAAAUGGAGCAGCAGGGAAAGAUGGUCGACUACAGAUUGCAGAUGAACUUCUAGAGAUCAAUGGUCAAAUUUUAUAUGGAAGAAGUCAUCAAAAUGCCUCAUCAAUAAUUAAAUGUGCCCCUUCUAAAGUAAAAAUAAUUUUUAUCAGAAAUAAAGAGGCAGUGAGUCAGAUGGCUGUAUGUCCUGGAAGUACAGUAGAAUCUUUGCCUUCUACCUCAGAGAAUCUUCAAAAUAAGGAGGUGGAACCAAAUGUUGCUAUUUCUGAUACAGUUGUGGACCUCAGUUCAUUUAAAAAUGUGCACCAUCUGGAGCUUCCCAAGGAUCAAGGUGGACUGGGCAUUGCCAUCAGUGAAGAAGAUACACUCAGUGGAGUCAUUGUGAAGAGUUUAACAGAGCAGGGAGUAGCAGCCAAGGAUGGACGACUCAAAGUUGGAGAUCAGAUCUUGGCUGUAGAUGAUGAAGUUGUUAUUGGCUAUCCAGUUGAAAAGUUUAUUGGCCUUCUGAAGACAGCAAAAACAACAGUAAAACUGACCAUUCAUGCUGAAAAUCCAGAUUUCCAGUCUGUUUCUCCAUCAGCCAGUGCAGCCAAUGGAGAAAAAAAGAACAGUUCUCAGUCUCCUGUCACCCCACAGACUGGCUCCCCUGAACUGGAACCUGAGUCCAUUCGAAGUACAAGCAGAUCAUCAACACCAGCAAUCUUUGCUUCUGAUCCUGCAACCUGCCCUAUUAUCCCUGGUUGUGAAACAACAAUUGAGAUUUCCAAAGGGCGAACAGGGCUGGGUCUGAGCAUCGUUGGGGGUUCUGACACAUUGCUGGGUGCCAUUAUUAUCCAUGAAGUUUAUGAAGAAGGAGCAGCAUGUAAAGAUGGAAGACUCUGGGCUGGAGAUCAGAUUUUAGAGGUGAAUGGCAUUGACUUGAGAAAGGCCACACAUGAUGAAGCAAUCAACGUCCUGAGACAGACGCCGCAACGAGUGCGCCUGACACUCUACAGAGAUGAGACCCCCUACAAAGAGGAGGACGUGUGUGAUGCCCUCACCAUUGAGCUUCAGAAGAAGCCGGGGAAAGGCCUGGGAUUAAGUAUUGUUGGUAAAAGAAACGAUACUGGAGUAUUUGUGUCAGAUAUUGUCAAAGGAGGCAUCGCGGAUGCUGAUGGAAGACUGAUGCAGGGUGACCAGAUAUUAAUGGUGAAUGGAGAAGAUGUUCGCAAUGCCACCCAGGAAGCUGUAGCUGCAUUGCUAAAGUGUUCCCUAGGCACAGUAACCCUGGAAGUUGGAAGAAUCAAAGCUGGUCCAUUCCAUUCAGAGAGGAGGCCUUCUCAGAGCAGCCAGGUGAGUGAAGGCAGUUUGUCAUCAUUUACUCUUCCCCUUUCUGGAAUAAGUACAUCUGAGUCACUGGAAAGCAGCUCAAAGAAGAAUGCAUUAGCAUCUGAAAUACAGGGAUUAAGAACAGUUGAAAUAAAAAAGGGGCCUACUGACUCAUUGGGAAUCAGCAUAGCUGGAGGAGUGGGCAGCCCACUUGGUGAUGUUCCUAUAUUUAUUGCAAUGAUGCACCCAAAUGGAGUUGCAGCUCAGACGCAGAAGCUCAGGGUUGGUGAUAGGAUUGUCACCAUCUGUGGCACAUCAACUGAGGGGAUGACUCACACUCAAGCAGUUAACUUACUGAAAAAUGCCCCUGGCUCCAUUGAAAUGCAGGUGGUUGCUGGGGGAGAUGUAAGUGUGGUCACAGGUCAUCAGCCGGAGCCUGCAAAUUCUAGUCUGUCUUUCACUGGACUAACAUCAAGCAGCAUAUUUCAGGAUGAUUUAGGACCUCCUCAGUGUAAGUCUAUUACACUAGACCGAGGACCAGAUGGCUUAGGCUUCAGUAUAGUAGGAGGAUAUGGCAGCCCUCAUGGAGACUUACCCAUUUAUGUGAAAACAGUGUUUGCUAAGGGAGCAGCCUCAGAAGAUGGGCGUCUUAAAAGGGGUGAUCAAAUCAUUGCUGUCAAUGGGCAGAGCCUAGAAGGGGUAACUCAUGAAGAAGCAGUGGCCAUCCUCAAGCAGACAAAAGGCACUGUCACUUUGAUGGUUCUCUCCUGAAUUGGCUGCCUGAACUGAACCAAUCCAAUCUCUUGCUUACCUCCCACUAUAAGAAUGGAAGUGGUCUGUGGAUAAUUGAUCUUGUGGAUGACUUUUCCUAUAUUGUAUUCAUGGGUUAUUCAAAACUGUAGGGAAAAAUAACAUUUAAGUUUGUUUUUGUAGUGUGGUUUUAUUGCUGACAUCUAAACAUCAUUUUUUCUUUCCCCUUGUAUUUUGUGAACCUAAACUCAAAGAGGAAUAAUAUUUGUGUAUGGAAAUCCAGUUUUUCUUUUAAAGUUAUUUAAAAUGUUGUAGUCACAUGGAUAAAAAUUAUGUAUCAAUCUCAUUAAUAGAGAAUAAUAAUUCUAAAUCUAACAAAAAAAAGUGACUUCAGGAAAUUCACUUUUAGUUUGAAUAGUGAAAAUUUAUAGUAAACAAGGAAAAUCUUAGGCGAGUUUUUUAAAAAGGACUUAAUUCAGCAAUCUCUCUCUUUUCCCUACCCCAAACUAAGAAAAAAAUAAUCUAAUACUCUUAGUAUUUAAAAGUUCUGAACAUUAUAAAAUACCGUUAUCUCCUCACCUCUAAUGUAAACAUAUAUUUUUGCUGCUUAAAUUGUGUUCUGUGAUUGAGUAAAUAGCAAAUAUAUGGAGCAGUAUUCCUAAGUUUUAUAAAGGAAUCAUAUUUAAUGCACAUCUUGAUGUUCAUUUUCAUUUUUUGACCUGUUAUAAAAUAUUCUCAUGUUGCUGUAAGUAAAGCAAUGAUGUUACCCCACAUUGACUGGUUUUUCUAGAGAACAACCAGGCUAAUCAUGGAAGAAUGUAAAAGGGUCCCAGAAUCUUUUAGUGCUGUUUUCAACAACUGAUGCAAUACUGAAAAUGUGUUUAUGCGCUGUGCGGUUGUUUUUCAAUUAGUAUUACUCUUAAUGACAGAGAAAAAAGCAAUGUGUUAGUAAUUAUUUUGGUUGUAUGCCCUUAGUAAAUUGAUAGAAAAAUUAAGGGGAUUAACAUAACUUCAUUUCAUUGCCUUAUAUUAACAUCUUAUAAUACAAUAGUUUUAGACUAAGGGAAACAGAUGGAGCUGUUUAUUGAGACAACUGGCAAGGAAUUAUCAUGUGUUCAUUCCCAUUUUAGACCGUGAAACUCCUACAUUAGAGUAUAUAAAGUCACUUUAAAUAUUAUAUUUGUAACAGAAGUAGUGUACAGAUAUUUUAUUACAGCAUUCUUGUGUAAACGCAUAAUUAAAGUGAAUAAAUAAGAAGAAGUUUCAGUGGUGCAC
Messenger RNA from Marmota flaviventris (yellow-bellied marmot), 7494 nucleotides. NCBI's taxonomy places the organism in Eukaryota, Metazoa, Chordata, Mammalia, Rodentia, Sciuridae. The record is from RefSeq and is a predicted model, not a curated record.